AAUCGUAGAUUUUCUUCUUUCGAUGUUUCACUCUUUGGAAAUUACUCAAGGGUUCGAUGUCUUAGAAAUAGUCAUUUUGACUUUUCGUCUCGGAUUUGAACGUGUUUUAGGACAACAAAUCUAACUGUUCAAGAGUCUCAACACGUCAUAUCGUCAGCAGACUUGUAGCAUUAGCGAGUACGUUCUCGUAUGCAGGUUUCAAAGACUAUAUAUAUCACGAUUAUUGAAAGAGUGUCUCACAUUCUCACAUUAUGGAAGGAACUUCUCGAACACUUCCUUACACCAUAAGAUUCGUUGGUCUACUUGGCAGUCAUUCUCUUGGUAGAAAUCCAAAGUUUAUGGCUACUGCGGUAGAUUUAGGAAGGGAAUUGUUAAGACGAAGAAUUAGUCUUGCUUAUGGAGGAGGCAACGUUGGCCUACAAGGAGCUGUUGCUUCAACAAUCUUUACCAAUGGUGGUCUCGUUAGAGGUUUUAUUCCUGGGUACAUCGCAACACGACGGGUCUAUGGACCUACGUAUGGUGUAGAGCACACAGUUUCCAGCAAUUACUACAAAUAUUUUGAGAUGAAUCAUGCCGUGGAAGCUUUCAUUGUUCUUCCUGGAGGAGUUGACACUAUGGAAGGUUUGUUUACCUUGAUCUCGUGGGCUUCUGAAGGGUUACACAAUAGACCCAUUGGUCUUUUAAACAUUGACGGUUAUUUCAAUAACCUUCUCAAAUUCUUAGACGAUGCAGUGAGACAGAACUUCAUGGCUUCUAGUCAGAGGAAACUUUUUAUUUCUUCUUUCUUUGUUGACGAGCUUUUAGACAAACUAGAGUUUGCUAAAGCUUUCCCGGGUCCGGGAGCCGGUUACGACGAGUUUGCAAAUCCUGAGAGAUUAGACCUAGAAUUGCAUCUUUAACUUUCCUCAUGUAAUCUAAGUUGCAUUCAUGUUGAAAUAAUA
Messenger RNA from Cuscuta campestris, 941 nucleotides. NCBI's taxonomy places the organism in Eukaryota, Viridiplantae, Streptophyta, Magnoliopsida, Solanales, Convolvulaceae. The record is from the annotation of a GenBank genome assembly.